This is a messenger RNA of Selaginella moellendorffii, 2900 nucleotides long. RefSeq names its product ecdysone-induced protein 74EF. Gene Ontology annotation, molecular function: DNA-binding transcription factor activity; DNA binding. The coding region runs from base 309 to 2840 and encodes 843 amino acids. Lineage: Eukaryota; Viridiplantae; Streptophyta; Lycopodiopsida; Selaginellales; Selaginellaceae. The transcript is spliced from 5 exons. The record is from RefSeq and is a predicted model, not a curated record.
UCGCCGUGCCCAAAUUCCCGCACGGGUAGAGUACUUGGAUAUGGCGGCUUAGAGUGGCGCGCGCGACAGAGAGCUGCCAUGGCCGACGCACAGCGCCAGCUCCUCUCCACCGCGCCGCAAUCGCGAGGCUGUGGGAUAGAUGAGAUCGAAUUUCGGUGACUUGGGUCGUGGCGGAUCGGGGCAAAGAUUGGGGCUCGCCACCAGCGGCGGCGGCGCCGCCUGAUUCGAUAGAUCGAUCGCCAAUCUUCCAGUUUUUCUGCCGAGAAUGCGGAGCCUGAGGAUGCGAACGAGUUGAGCAAGAUCCCAAGAUGAUGGAGGAAAGCCAUUACCAGCAGCAGCAGCAGCAGCAGCAGCAGCAAGCUUUGCAAGAAUUGCCUCCCGCCGUCGUCAAAGUUCGAUGGAAACCGAACGAGGAGCAGCUCCGGAUGCUCGUCCGGCUGUUCGAGGAGGAGGGCGACAGUAUCAACAAGCAGCGGAUCAAAGAGAUCGCCGUGGAUCUCGCUCGCCAAGGUGAUGUUACGGAGGCCAACGUCCACAACUGGUUCCACAACCGAAAGGCUCGAGCCAAGCGCAAGCAAAAGCAGAUGCAGCAAAACGAUGGCGAAUCCGAGGUAGACACCGACGUCGACUCCAAAGGCAAGAGAUCCAAGCUCGAUCACCAUCACCACCACCACCACCAUCACCACGAAGCCAACGCCACCUCCAAGAUCGCCGCCGCAACUUCACCUCCAAACGGGACCUUGUUUCUUCCGGAAUUCUCGCAGCCCGAACCUCAACAAGGUUACAUGUCAGGUUUUCCAAUGCGGCAGCCUCUCAGGCUUCCAUCCGACGCCAUCAACUUAAAUACGAGAAUGUACGAAAGCUCACUGAUGCUAACUCCUCACCACCCCCACUUGGCUCCUCCACCACCACCGCCGCCGCCACACCACCACCACCACCACCACCCAGCUGCCACCGCUACAGGGCUCACGGACAAGUUUCGGAUGCCAGCGUAUUCACAGGAGCUUGUUCCAGAGACACACAUGAUCGAGUGGCGGCCUCACCAUCAGCUGGCAUUGAUGCCAACGCAACCGGGAACUGAUUUACAGGAUAGAAGUAGCGAGUCCAAGACCAUCACAGACGAUGCUAGUACCGAGAGUGAGGAUAUCUCGGAUAGCAGGGCAUGGAACAGCAAGCAGCAGCAGCAGCAGCCACCGCCGAGAAAAGCUUGGAAGAAAAAGGCUAGAGGUACGAUGAUCCGGAAGGCACCACCACCUCCACAGCCAGUUCCAGCGGCAACACCAGCUCUGAACGGUCGAGCCUCGAAUAGAAGCCACCACGGCGCGAGCACUAGGAAGAACAGGAUACGUGACAUAAUCAAGGGACUCAAGAGGAGCAACCCGGAUAGCUACGAGCGGGAUUUGAAGGCGCUGUUUGUGGAGGUAGUGAAAAGAAUAGGAGCGAACAAGGCUCGCUCGAUAGUAAACAGGUUGACGAGGCCACCGGACACUGAGACAUCGUCGUCGUCCGACUCGCAGGCCAUGGACUCGGGUUCGUGUUCUUCCACGGCAUCUCUCCCCCGUCAAGCUCGCAGAGUUUCCUCCUCGUCACCCUCGGACUUUAACAACAGGGCCGCGAGCAAUAACAAUGGUCGAGGUGGCGGCGGUGGCGAGUUUUACAGCAGCGAUGCGGUGCCUCCUUACAGUAGAUUCCAGGCUCCAGCGAGCGAGCAGCCGAGUUUUUAUCACCAGAAACCGCAAAGCUCUUCUUACGGACAAGUCCAGCAACACCACCAGCAGCAAAGUCCCGCUCCGGUGUGGGAUUCUUCGUCCGCUAGGCAGGAACUAACACUCUCCAGUAGCUCUAGACAGUACCAGCAGCAAUUUUUCCAGCAGCAGCAGGGACAUGGGCAAGAACAGCAGCAGCAGCAGCAGCAGCAAACUUAUCGAGACUGCAAAUCCUCGAGCAGCACCGAGGACGACACAAACGACGACGGCGGCAACGACGACGAGGGGUCUCUCCAAGAAGGGGAAGAGAGUGACAAGGAGUUUCGGAUCGUGUGGUCUUCGCAGAAGAAGCAGCAGCAGCAGCAGCAGCCGGAAGCAUUCACUGCCGCGAUUCCACCUCAAAGUUUUGAGAACCGGUGUGAGGCACUCGCCACUCCUCCAUCAUCGAAGAAAGAAAGCAAGCAGCCAGCGGCGGCGGUGGCGGAGGGAGAGAAGACUAACGUAACUCUGAUCGACGGGAAGCCGACUGGAGCAACCGGGACAUGGUGGAACUCGAUCUUGCGGCACUCGGCGCUGCUCUUCUUGGACGUGUCCAUCCCGCACAUAGCGCUCCAGCCGGAGGAAGGCAUGGUCCGGAUACGCGACUACAUGGACUCCAAGUUCACGUACGUUGGCGGCAGCCUGGACGACGCGUUUCUCAAGAAGCAGGUCGCCAAGGCGCUCAACUUCCGGCGGCACAAGGUGAUGCGGAUGAUCGAGCAGGGGUCGAGCCGGCCCAGCGAUGUGUCGCAGGAGCAGUGGGACUCGCUCGUGCGCUACUACGCGGAUCCGAAGAGGAGGGAGAAGUCGGACAAGCAGCGCGCGGCGCUCAAGGCGCUCAACUUGAGCAACCAGCAGCAGCAGCUGCAGAUUCAGCAGCAGGUGCAGGUGCAGAUGCAGGUGCAGGUGCAGCAGCAGGUGCAGGCUCAGGCUCAGGUUCAGCAGCCGCAGCUGCAUGCAGGGCUUAAUCUGAACAUUAGUCAGGAGGAUCAAGCUGCUCGUCGCGAGAGUUUGGAUGAGGAUGAGGAGGACGAGGACGAAGAUGAGGACGAGGAUGAAGAGGAGAUGCAGCGUAGGGAAGAAAAUGCUAGCUAGCUUAGGCAGCAACACGAAAAAUCAAUCAAUCAAUCACAGAUCCACGGAUUUUCCUUCUCU